AUGUUGUCCACUCGCCAGUUCUUCACUUCGAAGCCCUUUCCCUGGCCAUGUGCCGUAGAACAAGCCCCAUUCACAAACUACCUAACUGGCAUCUCCCUCCGACAAACCGACCUCUCCCGAUCCAAGAUCAGAGACUGUGCCAUCACAGACUGCAGCAUCACAGGCCACACCCUCGCUCCCAUCAUCCUCGAAGAUUGCUUAAUCGAAAACUCGAAUAUCGACGCGUGUGAGCUCAUCAACUGCGUCAUCAAAGAUUCAAAAGUCAACGAAUCGGAUAUGAAGCGCUGUACCAUCUAUCAGAACUCGAGGGUCACCCAAUCAACCAUGGACCAAUCCUUGAUGCUUAACUCUUCUGCCCAGCGAGUUCAUUGCGAGAAUUCAUAUUUCUACGAAUCUGAGCUCAUCAAGUGCAAAAUGGUGGUCUGCAAGCUAAACAAUACUCACGCCGUUGGUAUCGAAGCUAAAUCAUCGCUACUUCGCUUUUGCAACAUUGCCGGAAGCCGCGCAAAGUUUACCCGUUCCACUCUCGACGAUUGCAAAGUUUGUGCGAAGGAUUCAACUGUGGUCGAAUCUCGAACUUUAUCGCAUCCGCUUGCAUUAUACAAGUUCCCUCCGGAGAUUAGGAAUCUGAUCUACGAAUACGCGAUUGAUGGCAAAGGCCGUGGUUCUCCGCUUAUUGCUGCGCUCCGUGGCGAGCCAAAGCUGUAUCACGAGGCGUUGGCGGUUUUGAAUCGGACUUGUGUCUUCGAUGCAGACAAGGAUAUCCUGCGCAAAGCAUCAUCCGUGCUAAGAACAGCUCGCCCUGACGAACAUGCUGACGUCUUGGGACAAGUAAGACACACGAUUAUCGGCGCCGAUUUGUUGUUCGUACUCGCGACGAUUACUUUUGUUCUUAACGAAUACAAAGUCUUGGAAAGCAUCCACAUCAACGAAUGGGACUAUAUGCAACACGGCCGCGCAAACGAGGACGGCCACUCCGAUCUACUUCGAUUUUGCAAGAAACUCUUCCGUGCCAAGAACCUUUCCAUGAAAAAACUGACGAUUACGUUCGGAUCGGUUCUCGACUUGCCUUUCAAAACCGACACGCGAGAUGCUUUGAUGAAGGCUGUGAACCGAGACCUGGAGAAUAUGCUUGGGGUUCAGGGAAAGAAAAUGCAGACUGAAGGAGCCAGCGACGAAUUUACACCAAAAACCACUUGGACUUGGACAGCGACCCCGGGUACCAAGCUGUGGUUGGCAAUGGAAGACGUAGACUCCACUUUUAAGAAGUUCGCAGAGUCGGAAUCAGAGUCUAAUGCAAUGGAUGAAGACGAAUAAACAAACAGGACGGCAGAAAGGGGUAGGUUGGAGCUGUAUACAAAUGUACUUUUAGCAGAA
Molecule: messenger RNA, 1377 nt
Organism: Mollisia scopiformis
Lineage: Eukaryota; Fungi; Ascomycota; Leotiomycetes; Helotiales; Mollisiaceae
Exons: 2
Coding region: 1-1317 (438 amino acids)
Source: RefSeq, a predicted model, not a curated record